Messenger RNA from Lolium perenne, 1017 nucleotides. Lineage: Eukaryota; Viridiplantae; Streptophyta; Magnoliopsida; Poales; Poaceae. The record is from RefSeq and is a predicted model, not a curated record.
AUGUCGCGCGGACGCUCGCAGACGUCCUGCUCGAUUUUUACUCCCCAACGCACCCACGACCCAAAUUGGGAGCAGCUCGGCGUUGGCUCAGAGGAGGUGAGGCGCCGGCGGAUAGCUCCGCCCAGCCCACGCCCGCGCCGCCCGGCUCGCCCGCCCCCGCCCCGCCCCGGCCUGUGCCCGGCCGUGGCGCGUCCCGCCCGGUGCCCGCCGCGGCCAGCUCCGCCGCUCCGGCGACCUCCGCCCCGCCCACGCCCGCGCCCGUCGCGGCGAGCCCCGCCCGUGCCCGCGCCGGCGCGCGCGAGCCCCGCCCCGCCAGUGGCCGGCGCGGCGAGCCCCGCCCGUGCCGGCGCCGCCUCGGCGACCUCCGCCCCGCCGACGCCGCGCCGCCCGGCGACCUCCGCCCGCCCCGCCACGCCCGUGCGCGCGCCCGUCGCGGCGGCGCCGUCCGUGCCCGUCGCGGCCAGCUCCACCCCGCCCGGCGACGCCGCCCGCGCCGUGGCCGACGCGACCACCUCCGCCCCGGCGACGCCGCCCCGCCGUGGUGGCCGGCGCGGCGAGCCCCGCCGUGCCAGCGCCCGCCUCGGCGACCUCCGCCCCCACCCCGCCCCGCCCACGCCGCCCCGGCGACCUCCGCCCCGCCCACGCCCCGCGCCGUCGCGGCGAGCUCCGCCCGCCCACGCCCGCGCCCGCCCCGGCGACCUCCGCCCGCCUCGCCGGUGCAUGCGCCCGUCGCGGCGAGCGCCGUCCGUGCCCGCCGCCGACGCGGCGAGCCCGCCUCUGCCCGGCCGUGGCUGUCCACGCGAGCCCAGCCAGUCCCCGUCCGUGCCCGCACUCCGUCGCGGCGAGCUCCGCCACGGCGGCGUGGCUUGCGCGGCCGGCGUCGGAUUCCCGCGCCGUGCUCGCGGCGAGCUCCGCCACGCCCAUGGCUCACGCGGCCGGCGCCCGUGCCCGCGCCGUCCGUUUGUCGCCGGAGCUUUUUUGGAAGCAGCAACUUCCGGCAUGGAUGAAAAAAAGUGA